ACGCCUGCCAGUGUAAAAGAACAGUUGUGUGAGAGACUAUAGACGCUCAUGGUUUGACGGAUACAAGCACGCACGAUUUCUUACAUCUCAAAGAAGCCAAGGCAACUAGAAGUUGUCGACAUACCACCGACCAUAGCGGACUGCGCAUUCGUAAGCGGUGUGCGACCGCUGUGGCGUCGUAUGGACGAUGAGGAGGAGGACAUGUCGUCGCAGCCUAUCACCCCUCCGCACUGGGGAGCCCUGCCCAAUGGGAACUUCAAGAUGGACGCGACGGACGAGGCGUCCGCACAGCACCCACCUUACGCCCCCGCGCCCUCUCUGCCCCGCCGUGGGGACGCACCCCUGGGCCUCGAACACAACGCUCAGCCCUGUGGCGGCUCACAGCCUCUUGCACUCUCACACGGAAACCGCUCCAGUCCCGUCGCCUCCUCACCCGCUCCUCACCCCAUGGACGACCGGGGGGAGCGGCCCGCCCGCCUGGACGAGGGGGGGGACCCCCGGGAGCGGCAGGACCCCCGGGAGCGGCAGGAGCAGGACGAAGAGGGCGGAGGCGAGGGGAAUCGCGGCUCAUUGGCGCGUGCGGCGGUGAGCGUUGAGGUGGAGAUCGGGCGCAAACUGCGGCAGAUAGGGGACAAGUUCAACCAAGACCACACUGAGCUGAGGCGUCUCAGGGAGGCUCUGCCGGUGUGGAUGCGUCUCGCUGCCGCCCUGCUGGGCCUGCUGUUCCCCCGAGAAGCCAUGGUCCCGCCGGGGGCGGAGCCCAGAUGAAGCGCCUCCCCCACCCCCCACCCCCCCACCCCCACCCCCCCCAACAAUCCACCACCCGCUGCCCGACAAACCGAGGGGUCCAUGGCGGGCCCCCACACGUUACCCUCCUCAGAAAAAGGGAGCAGACUCUUAUGAUGGCACUGUAGUUCGGGGGUUCACCCUUUGUUUGACGGACGAAGACGCAACAGAGCAGGGCGCGGAGGGGACCCUAAAGAUGGCCACCGCUGGACGGAGGGCCGAUCCACACGUUUUUCAUUUUUCCAGAUUUUUUUCUCCCACCUAUCCAAAAAGAAGCCAUUGUGUUUGAAGAGAUAUUUUCGAAAUAUUUGUAAGAUUACCUAUUUUGUACAGUGAAAUGCUGUAAAAAAAAAAAUAUGUAUUUGGUGUUUCUAGUCCAGACGAACCUCCAUCCUCUGCCCAGGGAAUGCCUUAUUUUCUCUCACCACCGAACACACACUCCCUUUCUCCGCGCGGACGAAAGCCGUCUUGGUAGGGACGCAGUCGAGAUUGGGGCUGGAUGUUUUUGCCUGGCCGCCGUCAGCUGCGAAUCUGGGCGAGGAUCACAACGACAUUUUCACCUUCGCCCCGUCCCUACCUACGGUGGCAGGUUCAGAAAGACGAUGAUACGUUUUUAUUAAGGUGUUACGGUUUUUAGACGUCUGUCCACGACAGGCAAAGACGAUUCAUUGACUCACGAUUCAUGAUUUUUUGAAAGCGGCCUCAAUAACUUAAUCCGAUUGACUCCCAAGGUUUUCGUUUUUUUUAAACAACAGGAUAUAUUUAAGAGGAUGAAAUUCACUUCGACAAAAUGAAAAACUUGGACACAAAAACUUUGACGUUGAUCUACUUCCAAUCCCGUUCACUCUCCAGCCCCUUGGAAGACCACGAAUCUGGGUAUCGAAAGCCCCCCGUUAAAGAACACCUUUUUGCAAGGGGGUCCGUUGUGAGUGUUUGCUUCUUGCUUGUUGUACAAAAUCGUAACAUCGUUUUGAAGCCAAAUGACAAGCACACAAAUCUCAAUCAAGCCUCAAAUGUGAGAUUACGAUCAGGGAACUGUGAAACAAUCAGACAGCCAAAUAAGAGACAAAGAAUGAAAGCGUUUGACACAUUGACAUCACCGUUUUCUCUAGCUCGUAACAGCUUCUUUCUUUCUCUGGUUGGAACGACAAUCGCCCUCCCAGCGGCCCGGUCUUAAUCCAUGUCCUUCUAUUUGUCUGUGCUACGUUAGAGCUUGGUUAGUCAAAGCGAUAAAGAUGUUUAUUAGAGAUUUAAUAGAGAGCAAUACUUAAGGCAGCGACAUGCAUUCACCCGUAGAGAUCUCCAUUCCUCUCACAAUCAGAUUGGUAUGCAUCAUAGUACAUUUGAAAGCGGAGGUCAGGCCCUCUGUCCUCAAAUAUAAUUAUCUAUAUUCUAUAACCUUAAACCACUGUGUUACAUAAUGACUUCAAUGUCCUUGUUAAAUAUAUUUACAUAGAAUACAUUGCAGAGAAAUAGGGGAAAUUAGACGUUUGGUUAUCAGAAAGCACCACCGGAAACGUUUUAGGUUUUAAAGUCUCCGUUUGUUCACCACCACUUCCAGUUAAAGACAUACGUUGAGUUUGACUCAUUUCAGAAAGUUUUUUCACAUGACUUUUCACCCUCUUUCCCUUUCAACACCACAGCCCACUGUUUUUAUUUGAAUAUUGGUUCCUUUUAAAAAAUAUUUAGGUAAAUAAGGAUUUGAAACGAUGACAUUUAAAACGGUUUUGUCAGAAGAUGUACAAUUUUCAACAUUUUGUAAAUGAAUAUCGUGAAUUUGUUUUGAAGACACUGAUGGAUUUCCUUUUUCUUUGUAAUGUUUUCUUCAGGGAGUUGAUGAAGAUCAGUGUGUGUUUAACAUGGGCCUGGUACACUGUUUCGGUCCUCGAGUCUUUGACAACUUGUACUUCCCAGAGCCAAACAACACAUUGAUUAUACAAUUCGUCCCUCAAAAUUGACCUAGAACAAUCGCAAAAACGAUUAUGUCAUUAAAGCUUUUGUAUGAAAUAAUUAGCUGAAGCUGAUUUUUUUUUUUAUUUCAUCCAGUGAGCCGAUAUUGAGUCAAGACUGAGUGAUUAGUUGUGACUCGCUCUCUCUUUUCCAUGCUCACUCACACUUCACGCUAUCCACAAAAUUCAGACUGAGCUACUCAGCCUCCCUCUUCAACGUUUUUUAUUUUCGUUUUAUGUUCCUUAAAAAGUAAUUUAUUUUAAUUUAUUUUUUGUAUAUUUGCCCAGUACUACUACUACUACUACUACUACUACUACUCGUACUAAUACUACUGUACAGAUGAUAUCUCGACGUGGACUGAACAACAAGGGUUGGGAUCUUUUUUUUCUCAACGUUUGCUUGCGUCUUGGGUGUGUGUGUGUGUGUGUGUGUGUGUGUGUCGGCGUUUGGAUUGGUCCCGGAGGCUGGACUUAUGCCACGCGUUCCUCUCACAGGCAGUGCAAAUCCUAACGAGAAUCACAUGACCACCAGACAAUCAAACGUACAACAUGUGCCUUGUGAGCGACAGAGCCAUCACAUGACCCGUCACAUGACCACCCGUGCUCAGCAUCAAGAUGGCCGACGUAGAAGCAGAUGAUUGCUGCUCACGGUUCCGUUUUAUUUCCAUUUUUUUGCUUGACACAACACACAUAGUAGGACAAAUAACGAGUGAACUGCGAAGGCACAAAUGGUACUGUGUGUCUUUUGGGCCCACUGUGAAAACAACAUCGACGGAACGACAUAACAAAACAACCAAAUGUGUUUUUUCUCUCAGAUCUGCUCACGCGCACACAUGUCCAACCUUUGCACACACACGCCCGCAAACGACUGUUCGCAGUCUUAUCUGCACUGUAAAAUAAAAAAGACAGCAACAUGACGACGACAACAGACAAAUAAGACACGGCUGUUUAUUUUAGGUGUCGGUUUCUACUCUCGCGCAGAACUUCCCUUCCCAUUCCCUCUAGACUGCAACAUCUUUUUUUAAGAUCUGUAUUAUGCUGGAUUGACCUAGUUUUGUCUAGGCCUCUGUGCUUUAUCCGUCUCUGGAUCUAGUAGGACUGCUAGUUUACAUUGUGAAGGAGGAAGAAACUACCACGGUGCCCAGUAUUAACCGGUUGGUUGCAUGAUAGGCCAGAAGUUUUGUACUCUGAGUCUGUUUUUUAUUAAUCGCAACCGAACCGACCCCGAACACUCUGCCUCAAGGGAAGAAUUUAUUGAAAUGGUUCAAUCUUCAGUGUCUUGAAUAUCAAUUUUCCUCAUUCGUUUUCUUUUCUUUUUAUUAUUUUUUUAAUUCAAGAAGUGCAUCUUUUCUGUCCAAGUGCUGUGAUUUGGUGUUUUUCUACCUGAAAUUUGUACAACACGGCUCUGGAUUUAUUUACGGAGAACAACAAAAAAAAAAGAAUCUUUUUGUGAAAAGAGGAAAAUACUCAUGACAAAACACGAUUUCAUUCAUUUUUUUUUAUAAAUAUUGCUUUGUCAAAUGUGGUGGCAUUUCUAAAAGGUUUUUUACUGCUUUUUUUUUUUCUUCGUUUGGGCAAAUCCUGCUGUCAUCCUCACUCUCAGUUCAUGGGAUGUUCUUUAAAUCGAUGUAAACGGAGAAUAACGCAAACCCUACAUUCCACUGAGAUCUGCAUCUUAAAGAUUCUGAAUGUAAUGUAAUUUUUGAAAGAACGAAAAAAUAAAUAAACGCCAACAAAAACGAAACGCACAAAUGCAGUAACUCAUCGACCCUUGCGACGGAGGUUUUUAUGGUUGACUUUGAUGCACUUUGCUGCGUCGGAGGACCGCUGUGGGGACAGGUCUCCUGCCUUCACGGCGGCUCAUCCUGCCUUCGCGUCGGAUCAUGACACCCCAACGUCCAGAGCGGUCUCGCCGAAUUCACCCGCACGCGUCCGAUGAAGUGAGGCCCAGUCCAAAAUGUAGCAGUUUUUGAUUUUAUUUUUUACAAACAUUGGCUGUGAGCUCUCCGAGGCUGCUCUGCGUGGGUGAGGUUAUUUUCCGCAACAUCGUUAAAGACAACAGGGUUGGAGAGAAAGGGAGGAAAAAAAGGGGAUGUAUUUUUUAUAAUUUUCUGAUUUUGUUUUUCUAGUGCAAUACGCUGUACAUACGAGCUCUGCUCUGAGAAUCCGACAACAUGUCUCUUUAUUUCCUUGGUUGUUUAAUGGAUUCAUUACCAUUUUGUUUUUUUUCAUUAAACAAAAAUUAUCAAUUUC
Molecule: messenger RNA, 4988 nt
Organism: Gadus macrocephalus (Pacific cod)
Lineage: Eukaryota; Metazoa; Chordata; Actinopteri; Gadiformes; Gadidae
Gene: bmf2
Product: BCL2 modifying factor 2
Exons: 4
Coding region: 181-768 (195 amino acids)
Biological process (GO): apoptotic process
Source: RefSeq, a predicted model, not a curated record